AAAAAAAAAAAAAAAAAAAAAAAAAAAAAAAUGAACUCCUCUAUCGAAAACGAAUACAGACGAACAAAUGAAUUGAAAGCUUUUGAUGAAACAAAAUCCGGUGUCAAAGGACUUGUUGAUGCUGGAACUACUCAAAUCCCUCGCAUUUUCCAUCAUCCACCUGAUGAACUAGACAAGAUCUCAAAUACUAUCACUUGUGAUCAUGCCAACUUCACUUUUCCUAUCAUCGACCUCCAAGACAUCCAUAAAGAUUCAGCUUUACGCAAGGAGAUCAUCCAAAAAGUGCAAAAUGCAUCAGAAUCUUGGGGAUUUUUUCAAGUGCUCAAUCAUGGAAUCCCUGUCAGAGUUCUGGAGGAGAUGAAGGAUGGUGUCCGUAGGUUUCACGAGCAAGAUACUGAGCUGAAAAAAGAAUUAUACUGUCGUGAUUUGGCAAAAAAGGUUGUAUAUAAUAGUAACUUUGAUUUGUAUAGUGCACCAUCAGCUAAUUGGAGAGAUACUUUUGCCAUACAAAUGGCUCCUGAGCCUCCCAACCCAGAAGAGCUGCCAGUUGCCUUCAGAGAUAUAGUAAUGGAGUACUCCAUGGAAGUACAGAAACUGGGAAUUUUACUAUUCGAAUUAUUAUCAGAGGCUUUGUGUCUGAAACCAAGCUACUUGGAAGACAUGGAAUGUGCACAGGGUCUUUUUGUUCUGGGCCACUACUAUCCAGCAUGCCCUCAGCCAGAAUUAACAAUGGGGACAACCAAGCAUGCAGAUAACGAUUUCCUCACAGUUCUUCUUCAAGACCAUAUUGGUGGCCUCCAAGUUCUUCAUCAAAAUAAGUGGAUUGAUGUUCCUCCUACACCGGGAGCUCUUGUGGUUAACAUCGGAGAUCUUCUACAGCUGAUAUCAAAUGACAGGUUUAUAAGCGUAGAGCAUAGGGUGCUGGCAAACCGUAUUGGACCAAGAGUAUCAGUGGCAUGUUUUUUCAGUACAGCUUUAAUGUCAAAACCCAGACUGUAUGGACCGAUCAAGGAAUUGUUAUCGGAAGAGAAUCCUCCUAAGUACAGAGAAACCACAGUUAAGGAAUUUGUUGCCUACUUCAAUGCUAAAGGGCUUGAUGGGACUUCUGCUCUUCAGCAUUUCAAGCUCUGAACUGGCCAGUAAAGUACAUAUUGUGAGCAUUUAAACUCAUGGAUAUUUGUUAUUUAUGACGAUUAUCAUUUCUCUGCAAGCUCAGUAAGAAAUGCAAAUUUCUGUAUAGGAUUGAAGCCCCGUUCUACUGAAAUUUUCAGCUUUGUCACAGUAAAAUUGUUGAAUUAAAUUGAACCUAUAUUAUAAAUCUCUAAAUCUGUCAGAGUCGAUGAGAUUUUUCCUAUUUUCUGGGAUUUGUCUUUCAAA
This is a messenger RNA of Jatropha curcas, 1377 nucleotides long. Its product is annotated as 1-aminocyclopropane-1-carboxylate oxidase homolog 1. Lineage: Eukaryota; Viridiplantae; Streptophyta; Magnoliopsida; Malpighiales; Euphorbiaceae. The record is from RefSeq and is a predicted model, not a curated record.